This is a messenger RNA of Eriocheir sinensis (Chinese mitten crab), 1786 nucleotides long. Its product is annotated as RNA-binding protein 34-like. NCBI's taxonomy places the organism in Eukaryota, Metazoa, Arthropoda, Malacostraca, Decapoda, Varunidae. Gene Ontology annotation, molecular function: RNA binding. Bases 46 to 1470 code for a protein of 474 amino acids. The transcript has 9 exons. The record is from RefSeq and is a predicted model, not a curated record.
AUCAAUAAAUUAUCAAUCAAUCAAUCAAUAAAUUAUCAAUCUUUUAUGGUAAGUAAAAAUCUGAUGAAUCGGACGCAGCGAGGCGGCAGAGGCAGACGAACGCGGCGUGACGUCACUGUCAACAAGGCGGCGCACACGUGGGUACCUACAGUGCUGCAGACAGAGGUUAAGGAGCAAUAUCCCAAACAGCUUCCUCAUAGCCUACCACCACCUCAGCCACACAACAUGAAGGGGAAGAAGAAGGCAGCAGCUAACCAGCCUAGUACAGCCAGUGCUGGAGGUAAUGGAAUUGUAAAGAAAAAGAACAAAAAGAAUAAGUCUAUGGCUCAAAAAUUGUCAUCAAAUCCCGAACUGAAAGAGGCAGUCAUCGCAGCAUCAGGUGUUGCCAAUACGCCAGCAUCUCCCAAGAAUAUGAAGAAAAACAAGAACAAGAAGAAAAGCAAUAAUUCACAGAAGUCAUCAGAUAAUGCACAAAAGAUGGAUACUAAUUCACAAAAAACCCUUGCUGAAGUUGAUGCAUCAAUCAAAAGCAAUGGAGUGCAACAAGUAUCAAAAGAUGACUCAACAGUGGCCCCAGACCCAAAGAAGGCUGAGAAGACUGGCAAAAAGGCCAAGAAGAGGACAAAGAGUGGCCUGGCCAAGGGAAGUGUCUCCUCCACCCCAGAGAGCAACGAGGCAAAGGAACGAAGGACAGUAUUUGUAGGAAAUGUGAGCACCAAGACCACAAGAAAAAGUCUCACCCGCUUCUUCAAUAAAUAUGGCAAGGUUGAGGCAGUUAGGCUGCGGUGUGCUGCCGUAGCUGCCCCAGAGACCACCAAGAAGAUGGCUGUCAUUACGAAGACCUUCCAUGAGAAGCGCUCAUCUCUAAAUGCAUACGUGCGCUUCACGGAGGAAGCCAUGGUGGAGGAGGCGCUCAAGGCCAAUGGUGCUGAGCUGGACCAGAAGCACCUGCAUGUGGACCGCAGCAAGGCACCUGCAGAGAGAAAUAACAAGUUGGCCGUAUUUGUGGGCAACUUGGCCUUUGAGGCUGAGGAGGAGGAUCUGAGAUCACAUUUUGCCAGCUGUGGAGAGGUAGAAAGUGUACGCAUUGUGCGAGACAAGAAGCUGGCAUCUGGAAAAGGAUUUGGUUACGUCAACUUUAUGUCUGAGGAUGCUGUUGAGAUGGCGCUGCAAAUGCAUGAUCAGGUGUUCAUGCACCGGCAGCUUCGUGUUCAACGUUGCAACAAGCAGGGAAAGACUUCCAAGCCAAAACUGAAAACUAAAGGAAAGAAGGGACUCUCCUUCAUGAAACCCAAAGCUGUGUCAACUAAGAAUGUCAAAAAGCAUCCCGUUUUCUCUGGGAAGAAAAUGGUUGAAACAAAGAAGUUUAAAAAGAUGAAGGCCAAGGCAAAGUUUACCAAGGAGGACAGAAAGAAGAAGGCCAUUGCCCACAAGUUAACAGGACCCGCCACGAAGGGGAAGACGCCUUGAGACUCUUUCAGCAAAUAUCGUGCAGUGUCAUUGGUGAAAAUAAAUUAUGUUUUUGGAAUAAUAAUGUGUCAUGAAAAGAUCUUGUUAAAAGUAGAUUUGAGAAUAUAAGAUUACUCAGAGUAUUUUGCUGACAUGGGUAUUUAUUUGUCCCUCUGGUUUCAUACAGUUCAUUGUAGAGGACUAUGACUCGAAGGAAAUUGUCUCAAAUAAAUUACAGGCUAGGCUUCAAGAGCUCCAGAUUCAGAUGUUUGCAGGGAUAAAUGUAAUGAGCUGUAUUGUGAUAUUUGUUGUACAAUAAAGACAAUGUCUCUUUUUA